Molecule: messenger RNA, 827 nt
Organism: Heterocephalus glaber (naked mole-rat)
Lineage: Eukaryota; Metazoa; Chordata; Mammalia; Rodentia; Bathyergidae
Source: RefSeq, a predicted model, not a curated record
AAGAAAGAAAGAAAGAAAGAAAGAAAGAAAGAAAGAAAGAAAGAAAGAAAGAAAGAAAGAAAGAAAGAAAGACCGGCCCGGAACCUCCCUCCCCAAGAAUAUGAAAGUGAUGACUCUUACGAAGUAUUGGAUUUAACAGAGUAUACAAGAAGACACCACUGGUGGAAUCGAGUGUUUGGCCACCAAUCAGGACCUAUGGUAGAAAAAUACUCAGUAGCUACUCAGAUUGCAAUGGGUGGCGUGACUGGCUGGUGUGCAGGAUUUUUGUUCCAGAAAGUUGGAAAACUUGCAGCAACAGCAGUAGGUGGUAGCUUUCUUCUCCUACAGAUUGCCAGUCAUAGUGGCUAUGUGCAGAUCGACUGGAAGAGAGUUGAAAAAGAUGUAAACAAAGCAAAAAGCUUUAAGAAAUGAGCAAAUAAAGCAGCACUUGCAAUCAACAAUGUAAUCGAAGAAGCAACAGAAUUUGUCAAACAGAACAUCGUGAUAUCCAGUGGAUUUGUGGGAGGGUUUCUGCUCGGCCUUGCAUCUUAAGGACAUGAAUGAUCCUUCCUAGUGGAUCCAACUGUGAGAAGAGAGUGGCAGCAGGGGAACUUCUCAGCAGCACAUGCCACCAGAGUCUCCAGAGCAGGGAGAAACAACUCGCUGGACAAUACCAAAUUCACCACUUAGCAUUUUGCCAUCUGAAGCUUGGCAAAUGAGUAUCUGCCGUAAAACAGCCUGUGUGGCAUUUGAACAAUAGUAUUCUUGAGCAAAAAAAAGAAAGGAUUCAAAGUGAUAAUAAGCAACAAUAAUAGCAAUAAAUCAACUUCACUCAGAGCAGAGGAUGU